Molecule: messenger RNA, 673 nt
Organism: Zootoca vivipara (common lizard)
Lineage: Eukaryota; Metazoa; Chordata; Lepidosauria; Squamata; Lacertidae
Gene: CRIP1
Product: cysteine rich protein 1
Biological process (GO): regulation of gene expression; intrinsic apoptotic signaling pathway in response to DNA damage
Molecular function (GO): zinc ion binding
Source: RefSeq, a predicted model, not a curated record
UGGUCGGGGGCGCCCAGGCAAAGCAGGAUCCUCUCCGCGAGCGAGCGAGCAGGCAGUGCAACGGCUCUCCGCUAGUAAGCUGCGACCGCUGCCCUCCGUCGGGGUGACCGAGUGCUUGACGCCGCCGCCGCCGCCACCGCCAUGCCCAAGUGCCCCAAGUGCCAGAAGGAGGUGUACUUCGCUGAGAAAGUCACCUCCCUGGGGAAAGACUGGCAUCGGCCGUGCUUGAAGUGCGAGAAAUGCAGCAAGACCCUGACGGCAGGUGGCCAUGCAGAGCAUGAUGGGAAGCCUUAUUGCAACCACCCUUGCUAUGCUGCCUUGUUUGGACCAAAAGGGUUUGGCCGUGGAGGGGCUGAAAGCCACACCUUCAAAUGAAGUUCAGAGCUGGAAGGAUGGAAUUGGCUGUGGAUUCCGGCAGUUUCACAAAUCGUAAUAGCCACCAUGUGCCUCCCCCCCCCCCAAACAUGUAGCAAGCUAGCUUAUUAUGAAGGCUUUCAAAAGAGGCAUCAUGCUAGAUAACUGGGAGAUUUCCUGCUCUGUAUAAGUGGAAACAUACUUUGAGGUGGAGACCAGAGGUUCUUGGAAAUGAAUUCCUGCCCAAAGCCUAGCCCUGCUUUUAGACUCUGCUGUCCAUGAUGAUGAUUGUGUCUCAGUAAUAAAAUCCUGAUUUGAA